Molecule: messenger RNA, 1172 nt
Organism: Physella acuta
Lineage: Eukaryota; Metazoa; Mollusca; Gastropoda; Physidae
Source: RefSeq, a predicted model, not a curated record
GAUAUCCCCCAAUUUCCCCCGAUGUAACUGGGAGCGAUCGCUGUAUUGCUGCCGACAUCUAUUUGCAGCAUUCUCUGGCAGCCAUGUUGACCUACAUCUUGCUGCUGUGCUGUUUGGUGUUGGGUGCUGGUGGCUGUACAAGUGGGAGCAGUAACAAAAAGAAACACGAAGAUCCCGUUCUGAAAGUGGCCAUGAAGAUGAUUAAUGACCACUAUCUUCAGCAAGGUGACAAAUCUAAGAGAAAAUUGUUAAAAAUUGUUUCAUCGGAUCAAAAGGUUGUGUCUCGACUGGAACACACUUUUGACGUAAUUAUCGCCAAUGGACAAGAGAAUGCCAGUUGUCAGGUGUCGAUCAAGCCCUCAUCUUUAGGCAACACCCUGCAGAAAACUGCAGACGUCAAGUGCACCCCUAUAGAUUCUGAAGACGCUGUUGAUCCAGAUGAUCCUGAUUCUGAUCUUGUUCUUGAUAUUGUUCUUGGUCAUGAUGUUGAUCUUGAUAUUGUUCUUGAUCUUGAUCUUGAUCAUGAUCAUAAUCAUGAUCAUGAUCAUGAUCAUGAUCAUGAUCUUGAUCUUGAUCCUGAUCCUGCUUAUUACAUUGAUUAUCUGGUGGAAUCUCCUAAAAAGGACAUAUUAUAUCAUGAUGAAAAGAACAUAUUAUAUCAUGAUGAAAAGGACAUAUUAUAUCAUGACCCUUCAGUAAGACACUUCACGGACCAGACUGUGACCAUGAACAGCAAAGACGCACAGGACGCUUUUUUCUGUGCUUUGGCCCUGAUCAAAUCUCAGCUCAGUGAGUUCAACGAGUACAGGACGUCGAAAAUUAUGAGAAUCAAGCACGGCUCAAACUACUUAUACAUCUUCACUGAUGUUGUUCUGUCCACUUGCAAAGGCCAGAGGAAGGAACGAUGCCGACGCAAGGAAACAGUUUGUUCUUUUAAAGCCGCAAUGAAAUCUGGGAGUGAAUCGACUUGCUACGUCUAUUCGGUGAAAUGUAAACCUCCAAAGGAUUAUUCUUCAGUAGGAAGAAAUGCUCCCAGGCAAAUAUUUCGAAACAAUCGCCAUUAAUGGCAUCAGGAGGCUGUACAUCAGUAGCAGUGUACACACUUUUGUCAAGAGGUUGUACAUUAGUAGCAGUGUACACAAGUUAGGAAAAUAAACUCAGCCAAAACGAAA